AUGACGAGACCUGGAUCACCUUUUCUUGCUAUCCCGGAGCCUGGUCACAGAGGUACAUGCAGACCCGCCUUUGAGAGGAUCUCCGAGGUUUACCGCUCGAUUGGCUCCAAGAGAUUUGACCCAUGCCGCGCAUCAAGCUGCCUCGCAAAUCCAUCGGAUAUAUGUACUUGGGCUUCGCUCCCCAGAUCUCCAACCUUCCAGUCGAUCCUCGUCUCACACAAAACCUCGUCAGCCACUACACCCAGACACCUCACGACAUCGUCUCUCCUUUCACAUACAUAUAUCCCCGUGUCCCUUUGCUUUGAUUUAACCUCUUCACCCCGUGGUUUCACUUCAAUCGUUAUAGCUCUUCAGAGUCCCCUCCACUCAACGAUCACGAACGCUUCUACACUUGCACAGGAACUGCUACUUGCGUCCUCCCACCGGGAAAGCAUCCUUUCACCAGCACCAACACCAAUCAGUCUUGCUUUCGAAGCAAGGCUGACUCGAACCGCCAAACUGGCUCUCACAGCUCAUCCCGCCGGCCCCCCCAACUGGGGGCGCUGGCCUCAGCAGCUCCAUGGUGACUAUGCUAUGAUGGAAUCCCCAUCGAUGCUGCCAUUUGACUCUCGAACGAACCCUUCUGGGCCUCUACAGCGACCUAUCAUGGCUCCCCCGUACAUGGUUGCCAACCCAUACAGCUCUGCCCCCAUGAACAGCCUCACAACGCCUCACUACCAGGCCCAAAGCCCAUACCAGUUUGGAGGCUACCAUGGCCCGCCUACUCCUCCUCACCAGUCUCCGCCAUUCAAGCCGGAAUACCACGAGCGUCGAGGUAUGGGACCUGACAGCGACAACGGCCGAACUCUCUCCUACGCUCGGGAGACGAAGCACUACCCAUACGGCGAACAGGCACCUUCCCCGGCUCGGAGCGAUUCACAGGUCUCCAUCGCACGAUCUACUGGCUCGGCCCAGUCCGUUUUCCCCAAGACUAUCACCUCCAACGAGACCAUCAACCCUGAAGACCAUGUCAGCUUUGAGACUGAAGUCGACGAGUUGAUGAAGGCCAUCCAGAUGAGGGCGGACAAGCAGGGCGAGACCCCUCGACAACCUCUCACUCCCGGAAUGUCACCUGCCUCUGAGGCACCAAUCGACCAGGCCACUCCCACCCCAAGCGACACCAAGGUAUCCAAGAGGCGAUACGUUUGCGACGGUCCCAACUGCAAGAAGAGUUUCACACAAAAGACCCACCUGGACAUCCACCGCCGAACCCACACUGGAGACAAGCCCUACUCGUGUGACUUCCCAGGAUGCAUGCUCACCUUCUCCCAGCUUGGAAACCUGAAGACUCACAGGCGUCGUCACACUGGUGAGCGACCAUACUCUUGCGAUAAGUGUGGUCGACGAUUUGCCCAACGGGGCAAUGUUCGAGCCCAUGAGCAAACCCACCAAGGCCUCAAGCCAUUCAUCUGCAGGCUGGAUGAAUGCAACAAGACCUUUUCGCAGCUAGGCAACAUGAAGACACACCAGAACAACUUCCACAAGAAGACUCUCAAGAUUCUCACGACCAGGUUUGCCGAGGUCCUCGCCUCAGGCGAGGAUGUUCCCGAGGCAGACCUUGAGUUGUUCGAAUACUUUGCCACCCACUACAAGAACAGCAACAAGGGAAUUAAGGGACGUGGGAAGGCUCGCACUGUCGCUGACCGCAAGAGCAAGGCCGCUCCCCAAUCCCCACCCGCCACUGCCGCCACUGCCGUCACCGCUCAAUAUCCUCUCCCUCAGAUCCCUCCACUGCAGCAGGUUCAUCACCAGCAGCACCAUGGCUUGACUCACCCAGGAAGCCUUGCAGCCUACAGCAUGAGCCGUGGCCACCCCAACAUGAUGAAUAACAUGCACCGGGAGCCAAAUGCCGGUGGCUACGAGAUGUUUGAGAUGGACGGAGACCAUCACUCCGUCCAGACACCUAACGCUGGCGGCAUGCUUUACGAGGACGAUCACACCCGAGAGAUGACCUUCGCCGAGCGCAUGUACUGA
This is a messenger RNA of Ilyonectria robusta, 2013 nucleotides long. RefSeq lists its product as uncharacterized. Gene Ontology annotation, biological process: regulation of transcription by RNA polymerase II. The transcript has 4 exons. The record is from RefSeq and is a predicted model, not a curated record. Gene Ontology annotation, molecular function: RNA polymerase II cis-regulatory region sequence-specific DNA binding; DNA-binding transcription factor activity, RNA polymerase II-specific. Bases 1 to 2013 code for a protein of 670 amino acids. Gene Ontology annotation, cellular component: transcription regulator complex; PcG protein complex. Lineage: Eukaryota; Fungi; Ascomycota; Sordariomycetes; Hypocreales; Nectriaceae.